Pocillopora meandrina is the source of this 501-nucleotide messenger RNA. The record is from the annotation of a GenBank genome assembly. Lineage: Eukaryota; Metazoa; Cnidaria; Anthozoa; Scleractinia; Pocilloporidae.
AUGGACGACGAUUCCGUUUACAAGUACAUCAGGAAGCUAAUGGCCCUCCCGUUCCUCCCGUAUCCGGAAAUCCAACCGAUGUUCGACCUACUCGAGGAGCAGGCCCAAACCGACCAGCUGGGGAGACUUUUCCAGUACAUCCGACGACAGUGGAUUGAGAGUGAAGUAUUCACCCCAAGAAACUGGUGCGUGUACAAGGAGCCCGUCCGCACAAAUAACGACCUGGAAGGCUGGCAUAACGCCCUCAAUCGCAGAGCUGGAGGACAAUGCGGUUUGCCCUUAUAUCUUUUAAUUGAGUUACUUGAUCGGAAGGCAAAACUCACAGCUAUUACAAUUAGGCUGGUCUCUGACAACAAACUGAAACGAAUUCAACGACGUACAACAAGAAACAUUCAGGCAAAACUAUUCGCAAGUUGGGAGAAGUAUGAGAACAACGAGAAAACCGCUGCUCAACUACUCAGGACGUGCUCGCGUUUGUGUGGACCAGCGCGCUCUAACUGA